AGCAUAGACCGAAGUCACUUCAGAAUAAAAGAUAGGUUAGGUGUAACCCUUGCAAGUAUUAACUGCUUAUUUAUAUUAAAAAGCCAUUUCCUACGAGGCCAAUAUGAUUCCUCGUCUCACAUAUGUAAUAAACAUUCUGAAAAAUUUGGAAAAAAACAUCAUACAAUCAUUUGGUUAUCCCCCAAGAGAUUUGGCCUUAGCUUAUGUUCAUGAGAAGCAAGUACCUCGACAAUCAACAAAAUUUAGACUUAAUGAUCUUGUUGGAGAUGGUAUUCUUCUAGCUGUACCAAAGUUUAGACGGACUAUAGAAAAAAGGUGGAAAAGAAAGUUUGGAAGCCCAGAAUAUGUUUGGAAAAUGCUUGUACCAAAAACAAAUAUUGCAGUAUGUAAUGAAUGCGGACAUCAUCAUGAGCGUGGACGUCUUUGUGGGAAUUGCUAUAAAAGAAUAGAAACUGAAACAAAAGAAAUUCAAGCAAAAAUUGAAGAAAAACUGGGAAAUAACAAUCCUAUUGAAAAUGAUGUUAUUGUAUUAUACAAUGGAGAGAAUCUUCCUGAUGUGACUAAAGAAUUCUGGCAAGGAAAGAGAAUUGUAGAAAUGAAAAAAGAAAGACCACAAUGGUUUAGUAAGAAUCUUUUGCAGAAAACAACCCAACAACCUUCAGAGUCAAAAGAUGUGAAACCGACAGACUUAGCUUAGUUUUUUCUUUUACUAUAAGUUAUAGAAAGUCAAUAAAUAAUGUAUAUUAGCAUCAGAUAAAA
Molecule: messenger RNA, 759 nt
Organism: Nymphalis io (European peacock)
Lineage: Eukaryota; Metazoa; Arthropoda; Insecta; Lepidoptera; Nymphalidae
Gene: mRpL32
Product: 39S ribosomal protein L32, mitochondrial
Exons: 5
Coding region: 104-697 (197 amino acids)
Biological process (GO): translation
Cellular component (GO): mitochondrial large ribosomal subunit
Molecular function (GO): structural constituent of ribosome
Source: RefSeq, a predicted model, not a curated record